Messenger RNA from Ixodes scapularis (black-legged tick), 1794 nucleotides. Its product is annotated as vegetative cell wall protein gp1-like. The record is from RefSeq and is a predicted model, not a curated record. Bases 84 to 1556 code for a protein of 490 amino acids. The transcript is spliced from 3 exons. Lineage: Eukaryota; Metazoa; Arthropoda; Arachnida; Ixodida; Ixodidae.
AAACAAUAAAGUGUUAGACCGCAAAGCCUGGGAUCAUUUCAAGACUUAUCAGUGUUUUUCCUCCGCAGAUCGACAUCCUGCACAUGGACGACGUUCUCUGCGAAGGUUACUCGCUCAUGGACGUGGCCUACAUCUACGCCUGGAAGAGGGAUUCUCCCCUACGCCUCGCUUUCCGGGUGUACUCCCAACCUGCAAAUCGACCUGCCUCGACGGACACGGCUGGGGGCCAGGCGGUCGUCGACGAGAGGCACUGCGACGGGAACCCGGCCGGACAACAACCGCAGUGUCCCCGGGAAGAGACGACGGCACCCGGUCCACCGGUGCCGGAGGAGUCUUCAGCGGGAGUGGAGGAAGGCGUCGCCCAGAGCGUCGCGAGUCCGGAAUCGGACGCUGCAGGACCUCCCGCGACGCUGGUGCCGAGGGACACGCAGCCGCCAAAUGGGGCUGCGGGCGCUGACACCCUGCCCGUCGUUCCCGCUGCGGAGACGCGCCUACCGGAGACACGGGACGCGUCGAUGGCGGCAGAGACGCCUGCUGGCUUCGGGAGUGCCCAGGCCGCGGAAACGGUCCUGUCCUCCUCCCCGCAGCAGGAACAGCGGCAGAAGGCGUCUGAGCCUCACGCCGAAAGUCCUCCCGCCCUGUCCAAGAUUACCAUCAGCACCCUGGACAGGAGCAGCAACAAGAUCACCAUCCAGACGAAGGAGGUGCCCCCGGCAGUGGCGCAGGCCAUGUCCCCGCCCCGCUCCCCGCAGUCCAGGAAGUCCAGGCGCAAGGAGCAACGGGACGCCGAGCGGACGCUGCAGCAUGCCAGACUCCAGGGACGGCCUCCAGACAGUCAGGGGCGCCCCUGGAGCCGCUCUCCGGAGCGACCGGACGGAGCGACGACGGCCAAGAACCGGAAGCUGGACGGCGCCGAUUUCGCCGAGGUCGACGUCGCACGAGGCCGCGGCGAGACCCGCCCUGCUUCGCCCGGCAAACUGCCUCCCGAGUGCGCGUCGCUCCCGGAGCCGGCCAAAAAGAGCCAGAGUUCCACCGGGAACGGCUCGGAGGCCGGCAACCCCGGGCUGCCCGCUCCUCCACCCCAGGCCCACCCUCAAACCCCAAGGACCCCUCCCGCCGCCCCGCUCGCCUCGAGCGCCUCGAAAGGCGAGGAAGACACGCGGCCCCUCGACCUCUCGGUGUCCCACCGGGGCCUGCCGGCACCGGCGCCCGUACGCAGGCCUGUUGGGAGGCCUCCCCUCGUGCUGCCCACGGCGUGCCCAUCGGGGACCGCCAAGGGGACCUCCUUGCCCUCCCCGUACCGCAGGGCGGCGGCGUCGUCCCCCGCGGUGUCGCUGUACCAGAAGCCGGCCGUGGCGGUCAGCCAAGCCGCCACGUCCUCGCCCCUGUCGCAGCAGCACCACCACCACCACAACCACCACCGGAGCGGCAGCAGGGGCUUCCUCAAGGGCGCCAACCUGACGUGCAUCAACCCGGACCCGGACGCCUUUCACCCGCGCAUCGUCAUCAAGAACCUACAAACGCGCGCUUCCGGCGUACGCUUCAACAAGAUGUGAGGCCGCUUCGCCGAGCCGCCCUUUCCCUCGAGGGGGACGGCGUGGCAUGUACAUUAGCGUUCGAACGUGAAGGUUUCAGUAGCGUAAGGCGGACGCGUAACGUCUCGAAGAGCGUUGCGCCAAGCUUGUACGCACAUAUCCCUUGACGCGCAAUCGACUGCAGUCAAUAGGGAAUUGUAGUAGACCGUUUUUCUCCUGCGCUACGGUAUCCCUGAAGAAAACGCCUCAGCUGCGCAUG